AUGGCAGCGGCCCAGAAGCUCUACCCUCGCGCGACCCUCAAGAAGAUUGUCAAGGCACACUCGAAGCGCAGUCUCACCAAGAACGUCGAUAUUCUGAUAUUCCUCGAUUAUGCUCUGUUUCUCCAGACUUUAAUGAAAGAAGCCGGCAUCAACGCGAAGCAGGCGGGGGAACGCGGCAUCAGUGCCAGGAGUGUAAAGAAGGUCACCGAGAGUAUGGAUGGGGAUGGAUAUGGGGCACAAGAACUAGCAGUUUAUAAGGCUAUUGAGGUGGUUAUGAACCGGGCGAAAUGGGUUAUUCGCAAGGCAAGACACCACCUCACGAAUACCUACAGUGCAGAUCGCGUCGUGUCAGGUCGGACAGACAACAGAAGCCGUUGGUUAGGGACGCACCCUCCAGCUACCACAGUGGAAACCCUGCCCCAUGGGGAAGAGUAG
Venustampulla echinocandica is the source of this 435-nucleotide messenger RNA. RefSeq lists its product as uncharacterized. The transcript has 4 exons. The coding region runs from base 1 to 435 and encodes 144 amino acids. Gene Ontology annotation, biological process: kinetochore assembly; mitotic cell cycle; chromosome segregation. Lineage: Eukaryota; Fungi; Ascomycota; Leotiomycetes; Helotiales; Pleuroascaceae. The record is from RefSeq and is a predicted model, not a curated record. Gene Ontology annotation, molecular function: protein heterodimerization activity. Gene Ontology annotation, cellular component: kinetochore; nucleoplasm.